Molecule: messenger RNA, 2925 nt
Organism: Drechmeria coniospora
Lineage: Eukaryota; Fungi; Ascomycota; Sordariomycetes; Hypocreales; Ophiocordycipitaceae
Product: leucyl-tRNA synthetase
Exons: 2
Coding region: 1-2925 (974 amino acids)
Biological process (GO): mitochondrial translation; leucyl-tRNA aminoacylation
Cellular component (GO): mitochondrion
Molecular function (GO): aminoacyl-tRNA deacylase activity; leucine-tRNA ligase activity; ATP binding
Source: RefSeq, a predicted model, not a curated record
AUGCGGCUGCUCCACGCAAGGCAACUGGGCUGCAGGUCCGUCGCCUCGCCACGCACUGCUCCCCCCCUCGCCCAGCCGUCCAUGGCCCUAGGGCUUGCCUUUGGAUGGACGACGAGAAGAGCGGCGUUGACGGCGACGGCUCGCUGUCCGCCUCGCGCUCGGCGAUGGUAUGCCGUCGACCUCAAGGCCUUGGACAGAAAGUGGCGGCCAACAUGGCAGCACCCUGCCGGCCGGCGAGACGGUGACCCGAACGACGGCCCCGAGGAGGACAAGUUUGUCCUGCCCAUGUUCCCCUACCCCUCCGGCAGUCUCCAUCUCGGCCACCUGCGCGUCUACACCAUCGCCGACGUCGUCGCACGAUACCACAAGCUGAAGGGCCGCAAUGUCCUGCUGCCCAUGGGUUGGGACGCGUUUGGUCUGCCGGCCGAGAACGCGGCGCUCGAGCGUGGCAUUCGGCCCGCCGAAUGGACGACGAGCAACAUUUCCAGAAUGAAGGAGCAGAUGGACCUCAUGAACGGAAGCUGGGCGUGGGAUCGCGAAAUCACGACGUGUGAUGCCGACUUCUACAAGCACACCCAGAAGCUCUUCCUGAUGCUGCAUGAGCGUGGGCUGGCCUACCAAGCCGAAGCCGAGGUCAACUACGAUCCGGUCGAUAAGACGGUGCUCGCAAACGAGCAGGUCGACGCCAACGGCUGCUCGUGGCGCUCCGGGGCCAAGGUGGAGAAGAAGAAGCUCAAGCAGUGGUUCUUCCGCAUUUCCGAGUUCCGGGAGGCUCUCCUCGAGGACCUCGACGUGCUCGCCCGAGACAACGACUGGCCGGAGCACGUCAUCUCGCAGCAGAGGAACUGGCUCGGCAAGUCGACCGGUGCCCUCGUCAAGUUUCCCAUACUGAGCUUCGGUGCCGACGUCGGCGCCGGCAUCCAAGUCUUCACGACACGGCCGGACACGCUCUUCGGCGUCCAGUACAUCGCCCUGUCGGCCUCGCACCCCGUCGUCGCCCGCCUAGCCCAGGGUGACCCUGAACUGCAGGCUUUCCUCGACACCCUGCCGGGCCUGCCGCCGGACUCCAAGGUCGGCUACGUGCUGCCGCACAUCAGGGCCAUCAACCCUCUUGCCUACCACGACAGCACCCCCGAGGCGACCAAGGCCUCUCUGCCCGUCUACGUCGCGCCCUACGUCGUCGGCGACUACGGCGAAGGCGCCGUCAUGGGCGUGCCGGGCCAUGACGUACGCGACCACAGCUUCUGGAAGACGCAUCAGGCGGACGAGCCGGUCCGGGUCGUGCUGGCGGCCUCGGAGGACGAGUCGACGACGGCCUUUGCGAACGAGCCCUUUGUCCACCACGGCGUCAUGACGGAGCAUAGCGGUCUGUUCAAGGGAAAGUCGUCGCACGAUGCCGGCCGGAUGAUCGUCGGCAUCCUCGAGGCCUCGGAGUUGGCCAAGCCCGUGGAGAGGUGGCGUCUUCGCGACUGGCUCAUCAGCCGCCAGAGGUACUGGGGCACGCCGAUUCCCAUGGUUCACUGCGACGGCUGCGGUGCCGUUCCCGUGCCGGACGACCAGCUGCCCGUGGAGCUGCCUCGGAUCGACGAGCACUGGGCCGCGGGCGGGACGGGAAACGCGCUCGAGUCGUCGCCGACUUUUGUCGAGACGGCAUGCCCCAAGUGCGGCGGACCGGCUCGCAGAGACACCGACACGAUGGAUACUUUUGUCGACUCGAGCUGGUACUAUGCCCGAUUCGCCGACCCGCGGAAUCCCGACCAUCUCUUCUCUCCCCAAGCCGGCCGGCAUCUCCCCGUCGACAUUUACAUUGGCGGCAUCGAGCAUGCCAUCCUCCACCUGCUCUACGCGCGCUUCAUCUACAAGUUCCUCGCCUCGACGCAGCUUCUGCCCCAAUAUUCGGACGAUUCCGCCGCCGCGGCCGCGCCCGAACCGUUCAAGCGCUUGAUCACGCAGGGCAUGGUCCAUGGCAAGACGUACAUCAACGCCGACGACGGCAAGUUCCUUCGGCCCGACGAGGUCGACCUCUCGGAUCCGUCGACGCCCAGAGUCGUCGCCACGGGCGCGCCGGCCACGGUCGCGUACGAGAAAAUGUCCAAGUCGAAGCACAACGGCGUGGACCCGUCCGAGUUCAUCUCCAAGUACGGCGCAGACCCCACCAGGGCUCACAUGCUGUUCCAGGCGCCGGUCGGGGACACGCUCAACUGGGAUGACUCCAAGAUCGCCGGCGUCACGCGCUGGCUCCAGAGGCUGCACGACCAGGUGGCGGCGGUGGCGAGCUCGCCCGGGUCGACCGAGGCCAAGGCCUACCUCGAGGCCAAGGCGGAGGAGGCGAGCUCGAUGGAGGGGGAGCAGCUCCGCCGGUGGGAUGCCGAAGUGGGCUUGUGGAGGGACGUGCAGCGGACGAUUCGCUCCGUGACGGGCUCGUACGAUGCCAUCUACUCCCUGAACACGGUCGUCUCGGACCUCAUGAGCCUCACCAACGCGCUGGUCCAGCACGGCGAGGCGGGCGACGUCAUCAAGCGGCAAGCCGCCGGCGUCCUCGUCACCCUCUUGGCGCCCAUCACGCCGGCGUUUGCCGAGGAGUGCUGGAGCCUGCUGCGCCCGUCGACGGGAUCCAUCUUCGCGACGGCCUCGUUCCCCGUCGAGGACGGCACGCUGUCGACGGGCCUACUGCAGCCCCGGCAGCGCUCGUGCGCCGUGCAGGUCAACGGCAAGAUGCGGGCCGUCGUCGAGCUCCCGCCGACGCCCCCCGGGCUCGAGGGCGACGCGCUGCGCGACUGGAUGACGGCCGCCAUUCUCGAGACGGACGUGGGCAAGGAGAGAUUCAGCGAAGGGGGGCGCUACGACCUGAGCAAGGCCAAGAGAGCGAUCCCGGUGCGGGGAGGCAAGGUGAUGAACUUUGUCAUGCCAGAAGUAGAUUCAUAG